Molecule: messenger RNA, 1485 nt
Organism: Acyrthosiphon pisum (pea aphid)
Lineage: Eukaryota; Metazoa; Arthropoda; Insecta; Hemiptera; Aphididae
Product: coiled-coil domain-containing protein 40
Exons: 8
Coding region: 369-1478 (369 amino acids)
Biological process (GO): axoneme assembly
Cellular component (GO): cytoplasm
Source: RefSeq, a predicted model, not a curated record
AUAACAAAAUAUCAGAAAUUAAAGUUCAAAAUAAAGAACACGAAUUAUUAUUAGUUGGAGUUGAGAACAAUUUAUCUAAGACUUUAUUAAAACUAGAACAAUGUCGUACAACAAGUUUUAAUUUAGAACAAGAUAUAGUAGAAAACACUAAAUAUCUGAAUGAUCAAGGAUUUGCAUUAUCUGCAUUAGAUUCUGAAUUGAAGAAAUUGUAUACUGAGAUACAAAAUAAAACAAAACACAUUGAUUUAGAAAAUAAACAAUUGGAAAUAGUGAAAAAGUUGCAUGAUGAAGGUUAUACUUUGACUCCUCAAAUUCAAAUCGAUCAAGUUAAAAAUAAAAUUGAUGAAGUAGUAAAAGAAACUAAUUUCAUGAAACAAUCUUGGAUUCAAAAACAAAAUAAAAAUAUACAAUUAUUAGCUCAACUAAAUAAUCAGUUUAAUGAACUUGUAAAAGUACGCAAAUAUGAUUUAGUAAUGGAUACAAAAAAUAAAAAACUAGAAAAAGAAAUUGUUUCUUUAUCCAAAGAAGUUUACCAGUAUAAACAAAUACUUACAAACAUGAGAAAUACAAUUUUGAAACUUAAUGAACAUUUUAGCAAAAAUAAAGAGAAAAGUAGUAUGCUUUUGAAUGAAAAUGAAUGGAUACAGUGUUCUUAUUUAGCUGAAUUAAAGGAAAAUGAAAAACUGUGUUUAGAAUACAUGGAUCAAUUAAAGUUAUUAAAAAAUGAAUUGAAUGAAUUAAAAAAUGUAUACAUGGAAAAACAACGUGAAAGUAAAUCAUGGGAUACUAAACUUCUAUUGCUUGUUGAAAUGAAAAAAGAAAUUAAGAACAAAGAAGGUGAUUUAGGUGAUAUUGAUAUUAUGAAAAAUGAAAUUCAUAGAAUGCAGAUUAGAGAGUGUCAGUUGAAAAAAAUACUGGAAAAAAUAAUGUUAGAUUUAGAAGUAUGCAUAUCAAGACGUGAAACAAUUUACAAUAAAGUUGCAGCCAAGGAUAUUCGUUUAAAGGGAAAAAAUGAAGCCAAACAAAAUUUUUUGAAGAAGCUUGAUUACCUGCGAAUAAAUAUCAAAAAAAUUAAAACUGAAUGCAAAAAGUUAGAUUCAAAUAUAAGUGUUUUAGAAAAUGAUAAAAUUAAAUUGGAGAAUAAACUUGCAUACUUAAAAUUUAGUAUGAUCAAUAUUGAAAAGAGUAUUAAUGAUAUCUUGCGAAAUAUUGAAGAUAUUGGAGCUACAAAAAUUAAGAACAUUCAUAUUUUAAGCUACAAACAAAACUAUGCCAAAUUCUUGGAUACAGUUAAAAAAGGACACUACCGUUUGCUGAUAAAAAGUGAAUCAAAAAUGAAUGAUGAAUUUUCUGACGAGUGGAAGAAAAAUUCUGACUUAAUAAGUGUUGUAGAUGCUUUGAAAAACGAUUUUCCAUUCUUGGAUUUUCAAAUUACACGUUUGCUGUGUAUUUUGAAGUCUAUUGACAAUAAGUCAUAGUUAAUAA